Amyelois transitella is the source of this 7849-nucleotide messenger RNA. Its product is annotated as probable serine/threonine-protein kinase DDB_G0278901. Lineage: Eukaryota; Metazoa; Arthropoda; Insecta; Lepidoptera; Pyralidae. The transcript is spliced from 12 exons. The coding region runs from base 433 to 4194 and encodes 1253 amino acids. Gene Ontology annotation, cellular component: plasma membrane; signaling receptor complex. Gene Ontology annotation, biological process: BMP signaling pathway; protein phosphorylation; cellular response to growth factor stimulus. The record is from RefSeq and is a predicted model, not a curated record. Gene Ontology annotation, molecular function: ATP binding; transforming growth factor beta receptor activity.
UUGAUUUGUGUUUGUCAACAUCACGUCAACAUUGUACCUAUCGAUUUUCCGUGAAAAUUAAAGUUUCCGGAUGUAUUGUGAUAAUUUCCACGUUAUCAAUAACACUUCUUUAUCAUAAUAAACUUUUACAUGUCGCAUUACAUUUACCCGAAACCGGUUCUAAUUCGCGAAAUUUUUUGCGACACAUUUCACUCUAUCAUUAAUUUUAAGUGCGUGCGUGUUGUCGGAAAUUAAUUAGGCAUUGGAUCACAUAUUUUAAUUAGUGUCAUGCUUUAAAAGUCAAAGUUCAAAGCGGGCCGUGUCCGCACUACUUGUUAGUGCAUAGUGAAAAAAAUCAAUAGAACUGCAAUCUGGUUGCUAGGUAUUCCAAAACGUAAUGCAGUAAACACAUUACAUGCUUAGAAUGUUGCACAAGUAAAUAUAACUGCUACGAUGGAGGGAAUUAUAUCUCAAAGAGUGACACCGAUAUUAAAAUGUAUGGUUUUGUUUUUAUUUAUAUUUACCGCUAAGGUAUUGACGUCGCGACCGCAGGAUUCGCAUGAUUCGAAGAACGAGAUCCACCAAUUCAAAUCUCCACACUAUGUAAGGACUUUCACGAAGUAUCACCACAGGAGGCCGAUCCAGAAGAAUAAUGUACAAGAUGCAAAUUACUGGCCAGAAGUAAAAGUUGUAGGGAAAAGAAGUGUUGAUAUUCCAUAUUCAAAUGAUUUCAUUAGUAACUACUGGCCAGUUAGACAGAUCAGUGACCAAAGUUCUGAUGUCAACAAAAAAGUUAUUAAAAAAAGAAGUAUAGAUGCCAGUUCUGAUUCUGAAAUAACAAACUGGCCAGAUUCUGUGAUAGAAAAAAGGAGUUUGGAUAUGCAAGAAUUUGUCCAUGAUUCUGAUGAGACAAAAAUGAGUGAAUUUGCUUCUAAUACAAGAGAUAUGGUGGGCUCUUUUGAAAAAACUGCAAUAAGUUCUAGUAAGAAUUCUUAUGAGACCAAAAACAGUUUGUCAAACCAAGCUGAGAAGCAUAAAGUGAAAGCUGCUAUUAUUGUUACGGACCCUCCAACAACAAUGGGGCCGUCCAUAACUUGUCUGUACAAAAUCCACAGUGUUUCCAAAAGUGUUACACCGUCAUAUGAAGAUGAUGCAAAUGCCCAGUUAAUGGUGGAAAAUGACAGCUAUGUGACAGGCCCGAUAUCAGAGACGACCCUUCCGAAUGGAGAUGUGGUGCAGGUGGAGCAGUGCUCCAAUCCUCGUCCAUCCUGCUAUGCUCUUUGGCAUCAGGACGACUUCGGGAACAUCACCAUAUUGGGCCAAGGUUGCUGGCACUCCUCCCAGAUGAAGGGGCUCAGUUCCUGUGACAAGUGUACUCCGGUGCAGGCCCUGUUACCCAGAUCCAAGUUCUGUUGCUGUACGCAUAGCUUCUGUAAUGCUGACUUCUUGUCCAUGAGAACCGAAUCGGUGACGGUUAAGGCUGAAUCCACGAUGGACACGUCGCACGCUCCGAACGGGUACGCCAACGUGUUCGCGAGCGGCGCGAUGGCGGCCGCCGGGCUGCUGCUCACCGCGCUGCUGCUGAGGAAGUUCUACUGCCGGAACAGGGAGAAGGACGACUUGGCUGAUGUCGAGAAAGGCGACGUGAUGGGCAGCGGACCUGACUCUCUGGCCACAGGGCUGUUGUGCGUGGAUAAUCUGACGCUCAUUGAACAUAUUGGUCAAGGCAAGUUCGGGUCGGUGUGGCGAGGCAGCCUCGGCUCCACUCCGGUGGCGGUCAAACUCUACAGCAACGCGUCCGCUUGGCAGAGGGAAGCGGCUAUAUAUACUCUGCCGAUGAUUGCUCACGAGAAUUUACUCCGAUAUUAUGGAAGCGACACCCGCCCCACCCUCACGGAGGGCGGCGGCCGGGAGCACCUCAUUGUCCUGGAGCUUUGCCCCUUGACGCUGCGCGCGCGGCUGCAGCAGCGGCCGCUGUCGUGGCCGGAGUUCGCCACCAUCGCGCACGGGCUGGCUUCGGCGCUUGCGCAUCUACACGCCGCCACGCCGCUGAAGCCGUGCGUGGUGCACCGCGACGUGAACAGCAGCAACGUGGUGCUGACGGGCCGCGGGCACGCGCGCCUCGCCGACCUCGGCCUCGCGCAGGCUCUGCACGCCUCGCAGCGGCCGCAGGACCACACCAGGAUCUCGGAGGCCGGCACUCUCCGCUACCUGUCCCCGGAGGCGCUCGAAGGAGCCCUGGACCUGAGCGGAGCCCGAGCUGCCCUCUGCGCCGUUGACGUCUUCGCCCUCGGCCUCGUUCUAUGGGAGAUGCUGUGGCGGUGUUCCGGAGCCCACAGGGGUGCUACGCCCCCUUACGCGAUGCCGUACGCCCAUCUAGGAUUACCGGAUAGUCCCACUCUGCACCAGAUGCAGAGUCUAGUGUCCCGCAACAAGGCGCGGCCGCCGCUGCCGCGCGGCGCCGGGCCCGGCGCGCGCGCGCUGCGCGUGGCGGCCGACACGUGCGACGAGUGCUGGGACCACGACGCCGAGGCCAGGCUGACAGCGGUGUGCGUUGAAGAACGAAUGGCCGAAUUGAAACAGAUGCUUCAGACGCACGGGCCGGUCAUUCACGACAACAAUCUGCAUCCACACCCGCCGGAUGCGACCAACACACACCAGGAACCGGACAAAAACUCCAACUGCACGACAAACCAAACGUGUGACGUCACCACCCCCCUCCUCUACCCCCACCCGCACAUCGGCCGCAACGCGUGCAUAGAACGAAACACGCACACACAAACACACACAGUAGAACUCAUACACAAAAGUCUCAAAGACAUAACGGUGACGGAAACGCCGCGAACGCAGAAUAUAGAAGAGAAUUGCAUAUCUGUAGCGCGAAAUACUCAUAGGCCAAUUCCAGAGAAUUCCAUGAACGAAAUCCGGUCGUAUCAGAGACCGUUAGAGUACGUUCCGAAUGAUGUUAGCAACCACGAUAUAGAUCGAGGACCGAAACAGACAAAUUUGCUUAACGACGUGAAAAUUGAAAAGCCUAAAUGGGGUAUCAAAAGAUUUUUCGAUAGAUACAAAACUCACAAAGACACCGAAGUGAAGUUAGUACCUGAAUCGAGUUUGCAGAACGGUCGCACUCAAACCUCGGUCGUGGAAAAACCGACUAAUUUCGAAAGACCGACAAAUUUGGUUCUCAGUCAAGAACGGACGACUUAUAACUUUGAACCGUGUACCUUAUCGCCGCCAAAUAGGACUCUAUCGCCCACUAUGAUGAUGGAAUCAGAUUUGAAUAGAGAAAAUAGAGUAUUUAACUUCAAAGAGUUACCGGUAGACGAUGGCCGCAGUCAAAAUCAAGUAUUCGCUGUAAUCGUACCUAAAACUAUGCCUGCUGUUGAAAUGAGAAAACCGGGCGAUAGUUCUGAGAGUAUUACCAAAUUUAAAGGUUCAAUGUCUUCACAGAGCAUUUUCAAAUCUGGAAACUCUGAGUCUGAAGACUCGACGGUUAAGAAACGUUUGAGUUGCGAUAAUAAGAUCAUUGAAUCGAAUGUCACUAACAGUGGACGGUCAUCUAGGGCAAGCAUCAAUUUAGAACUACAAUACAUUAACGGACAAGCCGACAAUUAUAAUGAUAGUCCGUUCGAUGUCAACUCUGAUUGUUCUAGUAGCGAAGACGAGCAUCUGAUGUUGCUGUCUGAAAACGGAACGAAAAUCACAAUGCAGACUAUAAGCAAAGAUAACGAUAAGAAAAUAUAUCAAAAUGAAGUGUUGAAAGAAGCGAGCCAAGUAACUGAUUUCGGUUUCAACAAAUAUCACAAUAAAUACACGAAUUUCGACAACGAAUUCAGCGAUCCGAACGAUAAAGAGAAUUUGGUGACUUACAGCGGCGAUAAUCCUGUUUAUUUGGCCGCGUUGAACGGCGAGAUCGAGACGGACUUGAAAUAUCUUAAUCCUGAAGUGGAGACUAGUCCGAAAUCACCGAAACCUUGUUUAAAGAAUCUUUCAAUCAAACGGCAGCGCUCUUUGGAGCAAGUGUCUGAAAUAUUUUCAUCAUCUGGUGAGAUAAAUUUGCAGAAUCCAGCUGGUAGAGUGAAAACUCCUGGAGAUUUGCCGGUGGCGGUCCGGAGGGCUAGGAGAGACAGGGUGUUGCAGAAAGGGAAGGUGAAUGAGUGUAAUAGACUCAGUUUGUAUGAUGACAGAAUGAUGUUUGGUAACAGCUUGUGAAUUAAUAAUUUGACAUGACAAGAUCGAGAAUUUUAGAGUAAAACUCUUAAAUAAAGAUUCGGUAAGUAGAACUAAAUGAAGUUAAUGAAAGCGCGCAGAUAUAUACAAAUUGACCAAUCAGCUCGCGUUGUUUUAAAAUAGACAGCUGUGAUUGGUCAGUUUCGAUUUAACACAGAAACUGACUUAUCAGGACGCGUUGGUGACAAAAAGCGUGUUGUGAUUGGUCGGUUUCAAGAAGAAAUUGACCAAUCAGGUCGCCUUUGCAAAGAAUGUAUAGUUGAUUUGUUGUUUGGGAAGCUCGCUUGGAAAAAAUCACUAAUUACUGAGCCAGAGGUCUUUAAUAGUACAUUUUCUAAAUCAUUUUUCAUUUAAUAUAUUAAAAUCACCUUUUCUAGAGUCGAUAAAUAGCGUUAUAUUAUUAUAAAUAAAAUUAUAUUUAUACUAACUUAGAAUUCCUAAAGUAUAUGCAGUUUUGCUGUUUAUUAAAUGUAAACAUUAUACAUAUUUGUGUAUUAUAAUUCUGAAUGCUCUGGUUCGGCAGCUUAACUAAUCAAAUAUAUAAAUGUACCUUUAUACAUAUAAUGUAAUCUGUAUUAUAUAUAUUAUAAUAGCACUUUAUGAAAUGUAUUACAUGAGCUUUAACUAUGUAGAAAACAAACAUCACAUUCUCAAAUAAAAAAUAAUGAAAAAGGAAAAGCUAUAGUUCCCCUUAAAAUAGUGCAAUAAUAUAAGUUGUUAUAUAAAAAGAGGUAUGAAUGUUGCUUAAUAAAUAGUAGAAAUAUUACCAAAACGCGAUGAAUCAAAUAUUAUUUUAGUAAUGAAGUAAAAAUAGAUUUUAUUCAAUCAGACAUUUCAAGAUAAUUAAGUUUUUUUUUUUGUUAUUGUAGUAUUAUUGUAAUACCUUUAUAAAACUAAAUUCAGUUUAUUUCAUCAAAUUAUUAUAAAAUUGCCAUUGUAAUUUUCAGAGUAACGCCACACUACAUUUUAUUAAAAUUUAACUUUUUUUUACUCAUAUUAUAAAUACUAAUCUUCCAUACUCUUUACUUUUGGAUAUUUACGAUAAGUCUGCCAUUUUUUUUUUUCAUUAAUUGUGCUGUAAUUUUUGUGUUUUUUUUAUUCGAAAUUAAAAAGUAUACAAACACUUGUAUAAAUUGCAGCUCAUGUAAUACAUAUACUGCAUACGUUUUAAAAGCGGCGUAGGCGCAGCACGGAGAAAUUAUAAUGACGGGAUUGGGAAAGGAUAACUUUAAUAUUUUAAUUAUUUUUUUAAAUCCAUUUUUAGGUACUGAAAUAGAGGUACCUAAAUCAAUCUUGAAAUUUAUUUUAAUCAUAAUAUUUCUAUAAAAUUUACAUACAUACGUCACAUACAUAAAAAAAACGCCCUAGCGAUUGUAAUCUUAUGUGUCAUCUUUGCAUUUAUAGAUAAGCUCCAUUUUUUUUAAUAAUUGUUUUUGGUGCGUACGUGACGUUUCGGAUGCAAAAUAACUAACGCCAAAAAUCGUUAAUGGUUCUACAACUGGCAACAUUUUUGAAAUUUAAUGUCGAGAUAUCGAUCAGUAAGAUGUUUAGACAAACAUCCUAUCGGAUAAAAUCUGUAGAAAAAUGAAUGUGUCAAUAGUUGGCGAUAGUCUUUGUGGGAAAUUUAUUUUUAUUUUGUCCCUAGUUUGUACUAAAGUAAUUGAACCACUCACUUAAUAUAUCUAUUGAGAAAGAUUUUUUAUCAUGACCUGUUCGGAGUUCGAAUCCGAGACCUUUGUAACUCAAUUAUUUAUCACUGCACCAUAAAGGUUAUUUUGAAUCUGAGAGACCGACAUUAAAAAAAACGCAAGUACAUUGAGAAAAUCUUUUUAUCUCUUAUUUUCUUUAUAGAUAUGUUUUUAAUCUUUUAACGAUCAUUUUAACGAGUUAUGGUUAAAAUAAAAUUAAAAUUUUCUGCUGGAAGAAAGUUUAUUCUGCACAUUUUAUAUUAUAAAUUUGCAAAACAAGAAAUAAUUAUUAAAUUUUAAUUUAACAUUAAGUACCUUUAGUUACUUUCUGUUGUAAUUACAAAUAUACCUCGCAUUUGUCUUUAAAUUGAUAUAAACAUUUUCACAUUCCAUUAUACCAUAUUUUUUAGGUUUGUAGCAAGUUUGCAAUAUACCACAUUGCAAUUUUCGGGUCCGCAUAAAGACCAGUAAAUUUAAAUGGAAUAAUAUAAAGUUCGCAUAACGUUUUUAGCAUGAUUUUCAUUACGCAUAACUUUAUAUAUGUAAAUCUUUAUGCCAAACGUUGAUUAUGCCAAAAUAUGUCGAAUCUAAUUUUGGUAAAAAUAAUUUUUAUUUGAAGAGAUAUGUGCAAACUUGCUACGAAUUUUACAACGUUUCCGUAAUAGACUUUUUCUAUCUGUCUGUUUGUAAGAGUUUCUUGUUGAUCAGAAAAUUCAUAUUUUUUUAUAGUUAUGUUUAGUGUAAAAUUAUUUUAAGUUUUUACCCCAAAUGCGUUGAAAUACUCGUAUCACCAAUAAUUGUUUUUAUAGCAAUUUCAGUUAUCCAUUGAAAAAGGAACUAGUUUAUAUUAUGUACUUUUGUUUGUAUUUACAAUUAUUUACUUAAUGAAUAGUAAUGAUUGAAUUUUUCACAUAAAGUCGACGCACUGGGGUAGCCAAAAUGUGAUCUUUUUUACUGUAAAUAGUUUAAGUUCCUAACACAAGGGCCAUGUUGAUUAUUUUAAAUAUUUUUGUUAAGUUUCCAACAUACCAUUUUUGUUUCAAUCCUGGUUCAAAUACGUAUAUUAAGUUUUAAGUUAAAUUAAGUGGAUUUUUGUGGCGGGCAAAGAAGAAAUGUUUUUUUUUUUGAGAUAUACGUAAAUAUGUAUUUUAACGCUUGUUUUUCGUACAAAUUUAUUUGUAUGGCAUUACACUAAAUAUUGGAUAACAUUGAAUUACUUUCCCAAAUAUGUGCUUGAAUUUAAAUCUGUUUUUAAAUAAAUUAAAAUUCCCAAUAUAAACUUGCCUCCUUUUUACACCGUGUGUAAAUCAGUUACCUGUUAAUUCUUAAUUUAUAGCAUUUAUAAUUAUAAAAAUACGGUACAAAUUGAAAAUAUUUGGGUUAAAAAAUAAAAAUUGACUUUGCCCUAAGUUGUUUUGUACAGUGAUGUCCUUAGGUUUUUGUUCCUUUAUCGAUUGGCAUUACGAUACCCAAAACAAGUUGAUCCAAAACUAACAUCUGUUAACUUGAUACCCAGGCAACUCUCGUGCCGAGUAAUACUUACAUAGGUCAUUUGUGAACAGUCGCUUUUUCGCUGUAAAAUGAAAAAAAGCUCGGCUGGCAGUGUUUUAUGGAUCACUAAGGCCCUGCCUUUAUUUUCGAUUUAACGUUCGAUAAAGUUUUGCAUUGUACAACAUAGUUAACCGCAUGUCAAAUUACCCUGUGUUCGGUACUCUACGCCGCGGUAAUAAAGGCGAAUUUGCAGUGGCGCAUUUGUAACAAGGAGCCUUACGGGGUCAAAUAUAUUAUCACUUACAAAAUAACUGAGGGUCAAGUUUAUGGAAAGAACUGGACCGUUAUCUUUUUUGGCACCAGAUGAUGUUGUAUACCUACGAUUAUGUAUUUUAAGUGCUUGUUGAUGUUACCGAUUGUAAAUGUGGACACUAAAUAUAGUAACUAUGUUUUUUAUA